Pediculus humanus corporis (human body louse) is the source of this 237-nucleotide messenger RNA. RefSeq lists its product as uncharacterized. Bases 1 to 237 code for a protein of 78 amino acids. The record is from RefSeq and is a predicted model, not a curated record. NCBI's taxonomy places the organism in Eukaryota, Metazoa, Arthropoda, Insecta, Psocodea, Pediculidae. The transcript is spliced from 2 exons.
AUGAGUAGUAGCAUAUCGGAAAAUAUAAAAGAAGAAAAAUUGAAGUCGACGAACCAGCCGGCCCUCAUAUGGGUAUGCGAAAUAUGUGGAAAAACUUUCAAACAUAGGGAUUCACGUCGUCAGCAUUACAAAUCGCACGAAGGAAGUACAGAAUGUCCGAUCUGCCACAAUGUCCUUAGCAGAAAAUACGAAUUGAAAGUUCAUAUGAGGAAGAGGCAUAAUAUAAUUAAAUUCUGA